AUGGCUUACACUGUUCAAGACGCCGUGGCGUCUGUAAAAAUUGUGGAAGCCUAUUGUUUCCAUGCUAUCUCUGUUUUUAGCUAUAGUUCUCUGUUUUGGGAUGCCAUCAAAAACCGCCUCCAUCUCCCUUCAUUCGUUGCAAAAUUGGCUAAGAAAUUUUUACUCCCAUCUGGUGCAUAUAUUCCGGAAGGACUUCCAACUAUCAAAAGUAGUUUCACACCUGAAUUCGCAGAAUAUCUGCGGUUACAACACAGUUGUAACAAAUUCAGCUCCGGGAACUUAUAUGAUGCUUGCAAAGUUCUCGAGGGUCCUUAUCUCGAGACACUUGCAAAGUUACUCAGAAUUCACAAGCAAUGGGCUGUUGGCCCAUUCAAUCCAGUGACUAUAUCAGGGAUAACUCAUCACGAAUGUUUAGAGUGGCUAGACAAACAAUCUCCAAAUUCAGUGAUUCUUGUUUCUUUCGGAACAACAACCUGCCUAUCUACUGAACAAAUUAAAGAGAUCGCGAUCGGGUUGGAGAAAAGUCAGCACAAGUUCAUUUGGGUAGUGAGAGAUGCUACGAAAGAAGAAGGACAAGUCCAAAUCCCAAAAGGGUAUGAAAACAGAGUAAAAGAAAAGGGAAUUAUCGUUAAAGAUUCCCAAUUGGAAAUAUUGGCACAUACAUCGACUGGUGGGUUCAUGAGUCACUGUGGGUGGAAUUCGUGCAUGGAGAGCAUUACUAUGGGAGUGCCAAUAGCGACAUGGCCUAUGCAAUUUGAUCAGCCAAGAAAUGCGGUUUUUGUGACAGAUGUUCUUAAAAUUGGAGUUGUUGUGAAGCAUUGGGAUCGUCGUGAUGACAUAAUUGAUUCAACCACAAUUAAAAACUGUGUUAAAAAAUUAAUGGCUUCUACAGAAGGAGAUGAGAUGAGAAUGCGUGCCAUUGAAUUUGGUAAAAAAGUCAGAGAAUCAAUGAAGAAUGGUGGAGAUCAUCAAAUGGAGAUGGAUUCUUUCAUUGCUCAUAUUACUAGAUAGAUUACAAGC
Messenger RNA from Solanum tuberosum (potato), 1020 nucleotides. Its product is annotated as zeatin O-glucosyltransferase-like. Gene Ontology annotation, molecular function: UDP-glycosyltransferase activity. Lineage: Eukaryota; Viridiplantae; Streptophyta; Magnoliopsida; Solanales; Solanaceae. The record is from RefSeq and is a predicted model, not a curated record. The coding region runs from base 1 to 1011 and encodes 336 amino acids. The transcript has a single exon.